Molecule: messenger RNA, 1350 nt
Organism: Thecamonas trahens ATCC 50062
Lineage: Eukaryota; Apusomonadida; Apusomonadidae
Product: translation factor pelota
Exons: 1
Coding region: 14-1204 (396 amino acids)
Biological process (GO): RNA surveillance; nuclear-transcribed mRNA catabolic process, non-stop decay; nonfunctional rRNA decay
Cellular component (GO): cytoplasm
Source: RefSeq, a predicted model, not a curated record
CUCGCCACAAACUAUGAAGCUUGUGGGCAAGAAGUUCGACCGGACGGGCUCGGGCUAUGUGGUGGUCAUUCCAAACGAGUUGGACGAUCUGUGGCAUGUAUACAACCUCAUUGCGCCUGGAGAUGUGCUGGAAAUGUCGACGGUCCGCAAGGUUGUCCGCUCGACCGCCACGGGCUCGUCCGAGGCCGAGCGCAAGAAGAUCCGGCUCGCUAUCCGUGUCGAGCGGGUGUCGUACGAGGCGGCGGACUCGGAGAUCCGCGUCUCGGGGCGCAACGUCUCCGAGUCCAAGGACGUCAAGCUUGGCGGGUACCACUCGCACACCAUUGUGCUCAACCGCAAGCUGAAGUUGAGCAAGGAUGAGUGGGACUCGAUGUACCACGACCGGCUCAAGGAGGCUUGUGACGUGAGAUCGGCGGCCGAGGUUGCUGCGGUUGUCAUGCAAGAGGGUCUCGCGUACGUCUGCCUCAUCACCUCGUCGAUGACUGUCGUUCGGCAAAAGAUCGAAAUGGCCAUUCCACGAAAGCGCAAGCACUCGGCGGCACAACACGACAAGGCGCUUGCCCGCUUCUUUGCCGCCAUCUACGUGGCGCUCAAGACACACAUCGACCUCGACCGCAUCAAGGUCUGUAUCCUCGCCUCACCCGGCUUUGUCAACGCCUCGGCCCUUGAUGCCAUCAUGGCCAAGGCCACCGCUGCCGAGGACCGCGCCAUGCUCGAGUUCCGCCCCAAGUUCCUCCUCGCCCACUCGUCGUCCGGCCACAAACACGCGCUCAAGGAAGUUCUGGCCGACCCGGGCGUUGUCGCCCAGAUGUCCGACACCAAGGCGGCGUCCGAGGUCGCCCUUCUGGCCCGUUUCUUUGACACGCUGCGCGUUGACGAGGACUCGGCCUGCUACGGCCUCCGCCACGUCCGCCUCGCCGUCGCCAUGGGCGCCGUCGAGGUCCUCCUCCUCACCGACAACCUCUUCCGCGCCGAUUCGCUCGCCGAGCGCGCCCAAUACGUCGGUCUUGUCGAGGAAGUCCGCGAGUCGGGCGGCAACGCCGUCAUUCUCUCCACCCUCCACGUCUCGGGCGAGCAGCUGGCCCAGCUCACCGGCAUCGCCGCCAUCCUCCGCUUCCCAAUCCCGCACCUCGGCGAGCACGAGGACGAACCGGAUCCCGACGCUGAGGACGACGAUUACUCGUACGAGUCAUCGUCAUCGUAGGAUCCAGCACAUAUGAAUCAAGUACUCGUUCGUACCCUGGUCCAUUAUUCUUCGCCGUCUUGCCUCUGCAAGGCGACCUUGCAAGCCAAGGCUGACGUUGACCGAAUCCGACCCAAUGAAAAGGUUGGCAGUCUCGAGCCAUCGAC